Messenger RNA from Neomonachus schauinslandi (Hawaiian monk seal), 460 nucleotides. It is a transcript of the gene C16H19orf73, whose product is annotated as chromosome 16 C19orf73 homolog. NCBI's taxonomy places the organism in Eukaryota, Metazoa, Chordata, Mammalia, Carnivora, Phocidae. The record is from RefSeq and is a predicted model, not a curated record.
AUGUCACCUGGAGCUAGUGGCGCGCGGCGUGGAAUGCGAGUUGCGACCCCGGAUCCCGGAGGUGGCGCGCGCCGGCCCUGGCGCCGCACGGGACGCGAGGGCUGGACCGGCGGUGAGGUGCGAGUAAAGGUUGGAUUUUAAGGCGGGGGCGGCUCCCGGAGACACGCGCUCAGGUUGGAGGGUGGGGUGAAUGCCGGGUCGGCGAGUGCACCUUGUUCUGCACCCCUGCGCCCACCUCGGGAACUGCACGCGGCACCCCCACCUCCCACGCUGAUGAUAGUACGGCCUGCAGGGCUCCCCUGGCGAACGAAGCUUAUGGUUCGCUCCACCCCGCCCACACAGAGGCCGCCCACCGGCUCUGCAGCUUCUCAGGACUCCUCUGUCAGAUCAACUACAGAAGGGGCUUGGCCUUCGCCCUCGGUCUGUCUUUAAGGGCAGGGGGCGUUGUCUUCGGUUAUGA